Messenger RNA from Cyphomyrmex costatus, 1149 nucleotides. It is a transcript of the gene Vps2, whose product is annotated as vacuolar protein sorting 2. Lineage: Eukaryota; Metazoa; Arthropoda; Insecta; Hymenoptera; Formicidae. The record is from RefSeq and is a predicted model, not a curated record. Gene Ontology annotation, biological process: vacuolar transport. Bases 317 to 1003 code for a protein of 228 amino acids. The transcript is spliced from 5 exons.
AUUUAUGCGUCAUCGUCUAAAUAACAGGCAAUAUAUUUUGAAGAUAUUGCAAUCUAAGGAAUGAGUUUCUUCACACUACAAAACGUGGAUAAAAUUUAACGCAGAGAAUACAGUGUCAUGUUUUCGGUUGCCUGCAAAGUUUAUGGUUCAUAAAGUGCAGUAUAUUUUGUUGAGUAUUCCUCUCGAAGUUUGAAAGUACUCACGCGAAUAAUUUGUAUGUGAAAUUGAAUUGAUAUGGCAAUAGCGUAGUGCGAUCAUCUACAUAGGAAAACAUUUGCAACUGUAACGAGUGUCAAUUGCGAUUUUAACAAGCACCAUGGAGUGGCUAUUUGGCAAGCGUAUUACUCCUGAAGAAAUGCUCAGGAAGAAUCAAAGGGCAUUGAACAAAGCGAUGCGGGAUUUAGACAGAGAGAGAGUGAGAAUGGAACAACAGGAAAAGAAAAUUAUAGCAGAUAUAAAGAAACUUGCAAAAGAUGGACAAAUGGAUGCUGUAAAAAUUAUGGCUAAAGAUCUGGUUAGAACAAGGCGUUAUGUGAAGAAGUUUAUGCUAAUGAAAGCGAAUAUUCAAGCUGUAUCUCUAAAAAUACAAACCCUACGUUCUCAGAACACAAUGACACAGGCUAUGAAAGGAGUGACAAAAGCGAUGCAAAAUAUGAACAAACAAUUAAAUUUACCUCAAAUACAAAAAAUAUUACAAGAAUUUGAAAAGCAAUCAGAAAUAAUGGAUAUGAAGGAAGAAAUCAUGAAUGAUGCAAUAGAUGAUGCGAUGGAAGAUGAGGGAGAUGAAGAAGAAAGUGAUGCUGUAGUAGCACAGGUAUUGGAUGAGCUGGGUCUACAGUUGACAGAUCAACUCUCUGGACUACCGCAAGCAUCUGGAUCGCUAAGUGUAGCCGGUUCUAAGCAACCGGUAGCUGCUGCGGCGGGUAAUGAGGAAGGUGGAGGCAAUCUUGCAGAUGCUGAUGCAGAUUUGCAAGCUAGACUGGAGAAUCUGCGACGCGAAUAAAUCAAGUUUUUUAAUAUUAUUAGUUAGAUAAUGUAUAAAAAAUGUAAAAAGAAUUUUGCUUUAUAGCGAUAAGAACAGUUUGGAAACGGUUUCUCCUGUCUUCAAAUAUAUAUACACUUAAAUGUAUAUGAAUUUUUAAAAAGAAU